This is a messenger RNA of Schistocerca cancellata (South American locust), 1011 nucleotides long. RefSeq lists its product as uncharacterized. The record is from RefSeq and is a predicted model, not a curated record. Bases 1 to 1011 code for a protein of 336 amino acids. The transcript has a single exon. Lineage: Eukaryota; Metazoa; Arthropoda; Insecta; Orthoptera; Acrididae.
AUGGGAGGAUCGUCCAUCACUCCCUUGAAAGGGUAUGUAAAGCCAACUGAAAGAGCACUGAACUACAAAGCCAGAUUAAGCAAUGCUACCUUGAAAUACAAGGAUUUUAGAAUCGAUCGCUUAAAACCUUUAGAAAUUUCAUUUAUAGCUCUAAAUAUUCUUUUCCGUUCUCUCACUGCCGGGGUAUACAUGUACCUUCCCCAGCUACGCAAUUUGCCUGGAAAGAUAUUCUUGUCCUUCCAGAUCACAGGUAUAAUCCAGGUCUUGGGUUCUGAGGUCGUGUAUCGUAUGUCAGGUGUCCCCAACUUAUCUACAGCGGUGCAGAUUGAUAGUGCCCUCACACUUCUCAGCUGUAUGUGGCUAAACUCAUUCUGCUACCAAAUGUACGCAUGCAUUCGCCAUCUCAGGCUUCCUAAUGAUCUGCUACCUACUGAAGCAAGCAAGAUAUUCCGUCGUCAGGCGCUGUAUGCACUAGCACCGUGGAGCAUACUAUGUGCGGCAAGUAUUUCUUUGGAAAAUACGAGCAAGUAUUACCUGAUCCACAGUCGGAUACUAUUCCUCGUAGGGAUUUCACUCUCGAUAACUCUCAAUUUGGUUCUCCUCGGAUUGGUGGGAUACAUGUACCUACGUAAUCGGAACGCCAUGCGGCGACUCAGAAUUUCUAGUAAAGACAAAUUUGGGUCAAAGAAACAAAUUGUUUUCCUGUCAGUUAAGACAGUCUUCUUAAGUGGCAUAGGUAUAAUCGUUAGAAUUGGUUUCCACCAGGUGCAAGGUAUUGCACAGUUCGUGUACUACGUUCAUAUAGCUACGAUGGCCCAGGGACCUCUGCUAUUCGUUUUUUUCAUUUGUAACGAAUCAACACUCCCUUUGCUGAAGACGACCUUGCUAGUAUGGUGGAAACCAGAUACUGUCAGUCCGAGGCAAGAGUUGUGUUCGGCAGCUGAGAGAAAUCUGGAAAGGAGAGCCGCUGUUCACUGUACAUUUGCAGAAUCCUCGUUGUCAUGUCCUUGA